AGGGCCAGACAGGGCCUCGACCUGUGGGGCCAGGACGGGAGAGUCCAGUCCCGUCUACCGAAGCCUGGCGAUGCCCCACCACGGAGUGUCAUCGGGCCAGGGCUACCUCAGAGCCGGCCGGGAGCAGAGGCUGGCGAGGUCUUUGCCCGCACCCAGGUUGGGACUCCUUUGGAUGGGGAUGGGCCUGGCGCUGGUACUGACUCUGUUGGACUCCAUGGUUCUCUGGGCUCCUGCCAGAGCUUAUCCUCUUCCUGCCCAAGGCCAUUCUGCCAAAUUCAGUGCCAUAGUGCCCCCUCUCCAGAAUACCUUUGGGUGGCAGAACCUCACCUGCCCCGCCUGCAAAGCUUUAUUCACUGUUCUCAACUACGGGCUGAAGAAGGAACCGAACGUGGCCCGGGUAGGCUCUGUGGCCAUCAAGAUGUGCAAGAUACUGAACAUAGCACCCCUGAAUGUGUGCCAGUCAGCUGUCCAUCUCUUUGAGGACGAUAUGGUGGAUGUGUGGACGCGUUCAAUUCUGAGCCCAGCUGAAGUUUGUGGUUUGCUUCUGGGCUCCUCCUGUGGGCACUGGGACAUCUUUUCGUCUUGGAACAUCUCUUUGCCAUCAGUGCCGAAGCCACCCCCAAAGCCACCAAGCCCACCAGCCCCAGGUGCCCCCGUGAGUCGUGUCCUCUUCCUUACUGACCUACACUGGGAUCAUGACUACCUGGAGGGCACAGACCCUAACUGUGCAGAUCCCCUCUGCUGCCGCAAGGACUCUGGGUGGCCAUCCAACUCCCAGGCAGGUGCUGGGUACUGGGGCGAGUACAGCAAAUGUGACCUGCCUCUGCGAACACUAGAGAGCCUGCUGAAAGGGCUGAGCCCUGCCGGACCUUUUGAGAUGGUGUACUGGACAGGAGACAUCCCUGCCCACGACGUCUGGCAGCAGUCUCGCCAAGACCAGUUGAGGGCCUUGACCACCAUCACAGACCUCGUGAGGAAGUUCUUGGGGCCUGUGCCAGUGUACCCGGCUGUGGGCAACCAUGAGAGCACUCCUGUCAAUAGCUUCCCUCCCCCCUUCAUAAAGGGGAACCAAUCUUCACAGUGGCUUUAUGAAGCCAUGGCCAAGGCAUGGGGGCCUUGGUUACCAGCUGAUGCCCUUCACACUCUCAGAAUCGGGGGCUUCUAUGCCCUCACUCCACGCCCUGGCCUCCGCCUCAUCUCCCUCAAUAUGAAUUUUUGUUCCCGUGAGAACUUUUGGCUCUUGAUCAACUCCACAGACCCUGGUGGACAACUCCAGUGGCUGGUGGAGGAGCUUCAGGCUGCUGAGACUCGAGGAGACAAAGUGCACAUAAUUGGCCACAUUCCUCCAGGGCACUGCCUCAAGAGCUGGAGCUGGAAUUAUUACAAAAUUAUAGCCAGGUAUGAAAACACUCUGGCUGGUCAGUUCUUUGGCCACACUCAUGUGGAUGAGUUUGAGAUCUUCUAUGAUGAGGAAACCCUGAGCCGGCCGCUAAGUGUAGCCUUCCUGGGGCCCAGUGCUACAACCUUUAUCAACCUUAAUCCCGGUUACCGAGUCUACCAAAUAGAUGGCAACUACCCCGGAAGUUCUCACGUGGUCCUAGACCAUGAGACCUACAUCCUGAACUUGACCCAGGCCAAUGCACCAGGAGCCACCCCCAGCUGGAAACUCCUCUACCGGGCUCGAGAAACCUACGGACUUCCAGACAUGCUGCCCACCUCCUGGCAUAACCUGGUCUACCGCAUGCGGGAUGACGAACAACUCUUCCAGACCUUCUGGUUUCUUUACCACAAGGGCCACCCACCUUCAGAGCCUUGCGGCACACCCUGCCGCCUGGCCACUCUGUGUGCCCAGCUCUCGGCCCGAGCAGACAGCCCUGCACUGUGCAGACACUUGAUGCCCAAUGGGAGCCUCCCAGAUGCCCAUAGGUUGUGGUCACGGCCCCUGUUGUGCUAGUGUUCCAGGCCCCAGAGUUGGGGAAAGUUUGUGUGUUAGGAAAGGAACACACUCCUGAGUACUGCUGCGGGGAGGAGCCCUGUCAGGCCCAGGGAGCAAGCCUUCUCAGGGAAAGCUUGUUUGGCUAGACUUGGGGAAGGUUUGGCUGCCCUUAACUAUGCCCAGAAUCUGGAUUGCCUCUGGGGCUGGUGUCUUCUCCAGGCCACAGAGCUGAGGUCUCAGUGCCCUGGGUACCCAGGGAGGAGGAGCUCUUUUCCCAGCCUGGGCUAUGCACCUGUGAACCCUUUACUGCCUCUUGAUUCUACCAGGCUGUUAAAAUAAAGAGACUUGGACUCCAGAUUCUG
Molecule: messenger RNA, 2298 nt
Organism: Acomys russatus (golden spiny mouse)
Lineage: Eukaryota; Metazoa; Chordata; Mammalia; Rodentia; Muridae
Gene: Smpd1
Product: sphingomyelin phosphodiesterase 1
Exons: 6
Coding region: 71-1954 (627 amino acids)
Biological process (GO): ceramide biosynthetic process; sphingomyelin catabolic process
Cellular component (GO): lysosome
Molecular function (GO): acid sphingomyelin phosphodiesterase activity
Source: RefSeq, a predicted model, not a curated record